AUGGGGAAGCCAAGGAUGAUCAUUCUAGUGCGCCAUGCACAGUCAGAAGGCAACAAAAAUCGCGACAUUCAUCAAACCAUUCCAGACCACCGUGUAAAGCUCACUCCUGAAGGAUAUCGACAAGCCCAAGAUGCAGGCCGUCGAUUACGGGAUCUCCUCCAGCCGGACGAUAAGCUUCAUUUCUUUACCUCCCCAUAUCGGCGGACAAGGGAGACUACAGAGGGAAUUAUUGAAUCCCUAACCUCCGAUACACCUUCUCCUUCACCUUUUCAAAGGCACACGAUCAAAGUUUAUGAAGAACCACGGCUACGAGAACAAGAUUUUGGUAACUUUCAGCCAUGUUCCACAGAGAUGGAGCGCAUGUGGAUGGAACGAGCAGACUAUGGUCAUUUCUUCUACCGGAUUCCCAAUGGCGAGUCUGCAGCAGAUGCCUAUGACCGAGUGAGUGGGUUUAACGAGUCCCUCUGGCGCCAGUUUGGCGAGGAUGACUUUGCCAAUGUCUGUGUUCUUGUUACGCACGGACUUAUGGCACGGGUGUUUCUCAUGAAGUGGUAUCACUGGAGCGUGGAAUACUUUGAGGACCUUCGUAACAUCAAUCAUUGCGAGUUCCUGAUCUUGACCCACAACCCAGAAAAUGGAAAAUACACACUACAGAACAAGCUUCGCACCUGGUCAGAUCUUCGAAAAGACCGAGAUCGUGAAAAUGCAUCCAAAGAGCAGUUUCCUACAUCCAUCCCGCCUGCUGGUCAUGCCGCCGUUACAGAAUAUAUUCCAAUUCGGCGCAAGUGGGGCGGCUGUCCCGACGGCUGUACUCACGGAUUGACUGCAGAUGGAAAACAACUGUUACGAGCAAAUCUACUGAAUUCCAUGCGUCAGGAGCAUGCCUAUGCUCAAGCAAAGCACGCGGAUGAUCACGCAGGGAGUUUUGGGUCCAAACUUCACAAAUCUAUAUCCAUCGACGAGGUCGUAUCAUCCUCAGAAGAAAGUGCAGUUCAUAAUGAUACCACCCACAAAUCCAGCACUCGGCGUGUCUCCAACACGCAGCACAUACUUCGCGACGAUGACAACGGAGACACCACGAAGCAAUAUGAGUCUGCCUCAGAAGCCCGGCCAAGCGUGAAUCCAUUGCAUCCAAAACGGCCGAACUUGCAUGGAGUGAACCGAAAUAGCGAAGAUCAUCUCCUCCACCCACCAACAGCCACUUCUUCAGCUUCGGCGCACCUAAAGUAUGCCCUCCUUCACCUUGGCGGCCGGGACGGUGGAGGCUCAAUGAGCGGAGCAAAUAGCCUCGCCCCAUCUGACGAUGAAGGCGACGACCAUGACCACCACCGCCACGCUGCACCAGCCUCUUCCAGCCUCGCCACUGGCAAUCUGUCCCAUGCGAACCAGCAACACUUCGAAUUCCCGUCCAGCGAGCAAACUCAACGGCCACCUCCCUCUCAGGACGUUGAAGAUGAUGGCGAUGAUGAGAUGAGCGGCAAUCCGACGGAGAAAUCUAAGAAGACUCGCCUACACCAUCACCAUCACCACUAUCAUCACCACCAUGUUUCUUCUUCCACUGACCAAUCUGAGCACCGCAUGGCCAAUAUCCUAGGCGACGGAGACGAAUCGUCCAACCACUCAGAACCAAAGACGCAACGACCAGAAAGUUCAUCAACAGAUUCCCCGUCUCAUCUGCACAUCGAGGAAUUGUCCUUAGAGGAGCGCCAAAAGCAAGAUCAGAGCAUUCAAGGGAGCGUCUACUAG
Penicillium griseofulvum is the source of this 1746-nucleotide messenger RNA. Its product is annotated as acid phosphatase DET1. The record is from RefSeq and is a predicted model, not a curated record. Gene Ontology annotation, molecular function: phosphatase activity. The transcript has 2 exons. Bases 1 to 1746 code for a protein of 581 amino acids. Lineage: Eukaryota; Fungi; Ascomycota; Eurotiomycetes; Eurotiales; Aspergillaceae.